AUGGGGGGUGAUGUAGAUAUGUAUAAGGACAUAUAUGAUAAGGACAAGAUUGAUCGAGAUGAACCAUAUUGGGAUGAGGAGUAUGAACCUAACUUAUUUGACGAACAUAAUGAUGUUGCUGGGCCAUCCAUGGAGGGGGACAUGGAAGAGGGUGAUGAGGAAUGUCAAGAGGGUAGUGAAGAGAGUGAGGAGGAUGUUGAUGAGGUUAGUGAGCAUGAAGUAAUUGGGCUAGAUAAUGAUGGUGAAGAAGGUUUUAGGUCAAGGGUUAACUGUGUUGAUAAUGAGGCUAAGGAUGAUGAUGUAAAUUCAGACAUGGCAUAG
This is a messenger RNA of Alnus glutinosa, 321 nucleotides long. RefSeq lists its product as uncharacterized. Bases 1 to 321 code for a protein of 106 amino acids. The record is from RefSeq and is a predicted model, not a curated record. Lineage: Eukaryota; Viridiplantae; Streptophyta; Magnoliopsida; Fagales; Betulaceae. The transcript has 2 exons.